Microtus ochrogaster (prairie vole) is the source of this 2725-nucleotide messenger RNA. RefSeq names its product aspartyl-tRNA synthetase 2, mitochondrial (gene Dars2). Gene Ontology annotation, biological process: aspartyl-tRNA aminoacylation. Lineage: Eukaryota; Metazoa; Chordata; Mammalia; Rodentia; Cricetidae. The record is from RefSeq and is a predicted model, not a curated record. Gene Ontology annotation, molecular function: aspartate-tRNA ligase activity; nucleic acid binding; ATP binding. Bases 632 to 2569 code for a protein of 645 amino acids. Gene Ontology annotation, cellular component: mitochondrion; cytoplasm. The transcript is spliced from 17 exons.
GAUUGCACCGCGUUCCUCUUCCGUCUUACAACCGCUGCGAAGCUUGCUCUCAAAUUUCUGCCCACAAUAAACGUGGCGGAGGUGCCUUCGUUCUGAUUGGCCGAAUUCUUUACGUGAGUUUGGCGCUCACUGGGAGUUAGAGGGACUUCGGAACGUGGUUAGUGUUUGGGUUCGAACCUCCGAACCUCUUCGCUCGCCUUCAGAAGUUCGUGUUUCACGAGGUUGAACUGCCUUCUUCUUAUGCUCGGGUCACCUUCGCGAAAACGUGGAAAUAAAGGAAGGACGCGCUCCUGGUGACCGGCCUCCCCGCGCCUGGACUGGGCUAGGGUCCGGCUAGCGCGUGCUGUUGGGAAUCUUUUGGUGUCUUCCUGCCGCAGCCUUGUUUAAUUAAAGUGGGAACUGAUGCGCCGAAGGAAGCAAAGGUUUUGCCCUAUCCGUUCACCCAAGGGCCCUAGAGACCUUGCGGAUUAAUCCACUUUGUAAAUACUGGAACGUUCUGCGGAGGAGGGUCUGGAUGCAUUUGAUUGGAAACUAAAAUUUUAAGGGCCCGGGUAUUCCGGAAACGGAGUUUUGAGCAUCACACCCGUGGCGUAGGAUUCGUGAUUGUCUCUCGCGGUCCUGCGACUUCAACAUGUAUCUUGGUUCUUGGUUAAGUCGUCUGUCCCGGGGUUUAUCCAGACCCAUCGGAAAGACCACCCAGCCAGUCUGGGGUUCUCUCUCCAGAAGUCUGACAUUGGGUGCGCAAAGAAUUCCAGAAUUUAGUAGCUUUGUUGCUCGGACCAACACAUGUGGAGAAUUGCGUUCUUCCCACUUAGGCCAAGAAGUCACUCUGUGUGGAUGGAUUCAGUACCGAAGACUAGAAUCUGUAAGCCAGCUGAGAAGCGGCAGUAGCGUGGGAUCGGCUGCGUCUGUGAAGAAGAUUUUAUGUGAAGCCCCUUUGGAAUCUGUGGUGAAAGUAACUGGGACAGUUAUCUCCCGGCCUCCAGGACAAGAGAAUUCAAAAAUGCCAACAGGUGAGAUUGAAAUCAGAGUUAAAACAGCUGAGCUCCUGAAUGCCUGCAAGAAGCUACCCUUUGAGAUUAAAGACUUUAUGAAGAAGACGGAGGCUCUUCGUUUGCAGUAUCGGUACUUAGACCUGCGAAGCUUCCAAAUGCAGUAUAACCUGCGACUGAGGUCCCAGAUAGUCAUGAGAAUGCGGGAAUAUCUCUGCAAUCUACACGGGUUUGUGGAUGUAGAAACCCCAACACUGUUUAAGAGGACUCCAGGGGGUGCCAAAGAGUUUUUAGUACCGUCCAGGGAGCCUGGAAAGUUUUAUUCUCUCCCUCAAAGUCCUCAGCAAUUUAAGCAACUUCUGAUGGUUGGUGGUCUAGACAGAUAUUUUCAGGUUGCCCGGUGUUAUCGAGAUGAAGGUUCGAGACCAGAUAGACAGCCAGAGUUUACUCAGAUUGACAUAGAGAUGUCUUUUGUAGACCAAACUGGCAUUCAGCGUUUAAUUGAGGGUUUGCUGCAGUAUUCCUGGCCUGAUGAUAAAGAUCCUGUGGAGAUUCCUUUUCCUUCCAUGACUUUCGCUGAGGCACUAGCCACCUACGGAACUGAUAAGCCAGAUAUUCGCUUUGGGAUGAAGAUUGUGGAUAUCAGUGAUGUGUUCAGAAACACAGAGAUCAGAUUUCUUCAAGAUGCACUGGCUAAGCCCCAAGGAACUGUCAAAGCUAUCUGUGUUCCUGAAGGAGCAAAGUACUUGAGAAAGCAAGACAUUGCGUUCAUUAGAGACUUUGCAACUCAGCAUUUCAGUCAGGAAGUCCUGCCUGUAUUUCUGAAUGCCAAGAGGAACUGGAGUUCACCAUUUGCUAAAUUCAUAAUGGAGGAGGAAAGAUUGGAAUUAAGCAGAUUGAUGGAGAUCCAAGAGGACGACAUGGUGCUCCUGACUGCUGGGGAACAUGAGAAAGCAUGCUCUUUGUUGGGAAAGUUACGACUGCAGUGUGCAGACCUUCUGGAAAUGAGAGGAGUGGUACUCCGUGACCCAGCACUGUUUUCUUUCCUUUGGGUGGUGGACUUCCCACUCUUCGUUACUAAGGAAGAGAGUCCCACAGAGCUGGAGUCAGCCCACCACCCGUUCACUGCUCCUAACCCUAGUGACAUUUAUCUCCUCUAUACUGAGCCUGAAAAGGUUCGUGGCCAACACUAUGACUUGGUUUUAAAUGGCAGUGAGAUAGGAGGUGGUUCUAUCCGAAUUCAUGAUGCACAGCUACAGAGGUACAUCCUGGCAACAUUAUUAAAGGAAGAUGUGAAAUUGCUUUCUCAUCUGCUCCAGGCUUUAGACUACGGGGCACCCCCUCAUGGAGGAAUUGCCUUAGGGCUAGACAGACUGCUGUGUCUUGUCACUGGAGCCCCAAGCAUCAGAGAUGUCAUAGCCUUCCCCAAAUCCUAUCGAGGACAUGACCUCAUGAGCAGUGCUCCAGAUUCUGUGCCUCCUGAAGAACUGAAGCCCUACCACAUCCAAGUCACAUGGCCAGCAGACUCAGAAGAAGAGAAUGCAGCAGCCACACCUUCCAAAAACUUGAGCUCUUAAGUUUUGUCUUCUUAGUUCCGGAGUGGAGUGGAAGCAGUCAUCACUGCUUCAUAACCAACAGAAGCUACCCAAUUGUGAUUUGGUAACAUGUACCAUUAGGACUUUCUGUGGUUGUGACUUUUGUGCAAGUUUUAAUUGAAGCAUUGUAAAAACAAA